UGAUCCGGUAAUCACAAUCAGUACUUGAUAAACUGAUAGCGAUCCGCUUUGCGCUGAGCCUCAUAUUUUUUCUUGUGUAGAGGGUUUCAGCCUAGAGAGAUUUCAAACCUGCAUUUUGCACUGGUAACUCUCAAUUCAGCACGUUUUCUUUUUUUACAUACAUCCCACGUAUUUUAAAGAAAAAAGUUUACAAUGUUCCGGGUUGGCUUGCAACGCAUUGGAACCCUCGGCGUGGCGCGCAGCGGAGUAGCUCAGCUCACAGCGCAGCUGACCAAGCUAUCGCUGCACACCAGCGCCUCACCCGUAUUCAAGGUCGAGCGGCCGACGCGAUUCGUAGCACUGAACGACCUGCGGGACAACGCAGGAGCGCGGACAACGAAGAAGCGACUUGGACGUGGCCACGGAUCGGGGCUGGGGAAGACGAGCGGGCGCGGACAGAAGGGCCAGAAUUCGCGCGCGGGCAACGGCAAGCCCGGGCCGGGGUUCGAGGGCGGGCAGACGCCGUUGUCGCGGCGGUUCCCGAAGCGCGGGUUCAAGAACGGGUUCAAGCGGGAGCUGCAGGCGCUGAAUCUGGACCGGAUCCAGCACUGGAUCAACACGGGGCGGAUUGACCCAUCGAAGCCGAUCACGCUGCGGGAGGUGUACGAGUCGAACAUGGUGCGGUUCAAGGACGGCGUGACGUUGCUGGCGCGCGGAUCGCAGUACCUGACCACGCCGAUUACGAUCGAGGUGACGAAGGCGUCGAAGCAGGCGGUGAAGAGGAUUGAGGAGCUGGGCGGACGCGUGGUGUGCGUGUACCACAACAAGCUGGCGAUGCGGGCCCUGCUGCAUCCGGAGAAGUUUGCGGUGCUGCCAAAGACGGCGGAGCCGGCCACGGCCAAGCUGCGCAGGAUUUACGAGGACCCCGAGCGGCGUGGGUUCCUGGCGGCCGAGAUCAAGGCAGAGUACGAGCCGGUCAGCAUCAACAAGGAGCGGGUGCGCAACACGACGAGCGCAUAAAACUUUUUAUCUUUUUAAGAACAAUUACAACCGCAGACGGAGGCUGUCUUUGAGG
Linderina pennispora is the source of this 1054-nucleotide messenger RNA. RefSeq names its product ribosomal protein L15. NCBI's taxonomy places the organism in Eukaryota, Fungi, Kickxellomycota, Kickxellomycetes, Kickxellales, Kickxellaceae. Gene Ontology annotation, cellular component: mitochondrial large ribosomal subunit. Gene Ontology annotation, molecular function: structural constituent of ribosome. The transcript has a single exon. The record is from RefSeq and is a predicted model, not a curated record. Gene Ontology annotation, biological process: translation. The coding region runs from base 193 to 999 and encodes 268 amino acids.